AUGCCUCCACGAAGAGCAGUCAGAGGUCGUCCUACUAGGAAAAAUGUCAAGGAACAAGGGGUACCUAAUGCACUAGAAGUGCGACCCCAAGGAGAGGUCACCAAUGCUGAAUUCCGUGAAACUAUCUGGAUGUUAAGUCAAGUUGUGACCUAUCAAGUUGGACAGAGAGGUAAACGACAGGAAGUGGCUAAUACUUCAAGGGUCCGUGAGCUUUUAAGGAUGAACCCACCAAGCUUCACAAGUUCAAGUGUCACUGAGGAUCUGGAUAACUUUAUUGAGGAGCUUAAAAGGUUAUUUGAUGUGAUGCAUGUUGCCGAUAUGGAGAGGUCAAGCAAUGAUGGCAAGGCAGCUAUGCUGAUAGGGGAUAUGGACCUAGCAAGGCUUAUGAUCUAUGUACAACAAGUUGAGGAAGAUAAGCUGAAGGAUAGCUAA
Solanum verrucosum is the source of this 432-nucleotide messenger RNA. RefSeq lists its product as uncharacterized. NCBI's taxonomy places the organism in Eukaryota, Viridiplantae, Streptophyta, Magnoliopsida, Solanales, Solanaceae. Bases 1 to 432 code for a protein of 143 amino acids. The transcript has 2 exons. The record is from RefSeq and is a predicted model, not a curated record.